This is a messenger RNA of Talaromyces proteolyticus, 333 nucleotides long. Its product is annotated as putative cytochrome c subunit. NCBI's taxonomy places the organism in Eukaryota, Fungi, Ascomycota, Eurotiomycetes, Eurotiales, Trichocomaceae. Gene Ontology annotation, biological process: mitochondrial electron transport, cytochrome c to oxygen. The transcript has 3 exons. Bases 44 to 265 code for a protein of 73 amino acids. The record is from RefSeq and is a predicted model, not a curated record.
ACGACCUCGCAAUUCCAAUCGUCCCCUCCAACCUUCAAUUAAGAUGUUUGCCGCUUCUGCUACCCGGGCUAGGCUCGCCAAUUCCCUUGUCGCUCGCCGUGGUUUCUCGACCACCCGUUCUCGGCUUGCCAGUCCCUACCACUAUGCCGAAGGUCCUCGUUCCAACAUUCCCUUCAACCCCAAGACUCGGUUCUUCUACGCGCGAUACUGGGCAUUCAUGAUCACUGGUUUCGGUGCUCCUUUCGCCAUUGCUGGUAGGUUUUAACAUCAAUAUAGUGGUUUGUUCAUUGUUUUCUAACCAAAUUUUAUAGUUUGGCAAACCUACAAAACCCG